UCCAUCUUCCUCGACUCGCUCGCCGAUUUCAAUUUGAAGUCUCUUUGACUCUUCUUCUCCCCUUUUACGGUUUAAACUUGGUGUAAUUCUGCGUGGCUUCCCUAAACGUAUUGUUUCCCAGAAACAGAGACAGAGUUUGUUUUUUCCUUGCUACGACUCUUCUCGCUGAUGCGGAAACCGGAUAUGCUACCGGAAAAACAUUCGCCUGGGUUUAGUCGAUCGGAUACUAAUCGGCGGCGGCGACGACGUUAAAAAGUGAUAAGCGUACCGAAUCCUCUUCUGGGUUUGUCUUCUUCCUCAAUAUUUCUUUGAGGAAAAAGUCGUCGUUUUUUUUUUGCUGAUCAUAUCUCCUCUAAGGGCGUGUGAUCUGUCCAAUCGUGUUAGUGGUCCUCUCUUGGCUGGAUGUGCAAUGCAAAGGCCGUGUCUUCGGGUUAGAAGAAGAGUUUCUGAGAGCAGCAAUUGUAAUGGAAGGAACAGCUUCUACAAAGUAUCUCUGUCUCUGGUUUUUCUCCUUUGGCUACUUCUCUUCCUAUCCACCUUGUUGAUUAGCCAUGGAGAUGGUGGCAAAGAUGCGGCUUUGAUUGACUCUGUAGGAAUAGCUGAUCCGUAUGAUGGUCGGACAGAUGAGACAGCUGUGCCCUUGGAUGCACCGCCAUUAGUAGAGCCUGAUUCUGUUCAUCGUGUUACUUCUGAUUUGAGCCGGAAUGAUGGUAUAACCCCGUCUGAGGAAAGUGAAGACAAAGAAAAGUCUGUGAAGCAAGCAGAGAUCAAUAGCACAGUUUUAGGGAAUGAUACGGAAAGCAAAGACGAUCACUUUUUGAAACAAAGUGAGAUAAACAAGACAGAUGCAGGGAAUGACGCAGAAAGCAAAGAGGAUGAUUUUUCGAAGCAAAUAGAGAUGAACAAGACAGGUACAUGGAAUGACGCAGAAAGCAAGGAGAAUGAGUUUUUGAGGCAAAGUCAGAUGAACGUGAACGAGACAGGCACAGGGAAUUAUACAGAAAGCAAAAAAAAUGAGUCUUUGAAGAAAAAUCAGAUGAACAAAACAGAUCCAGGGAAUGAUACAGAGAUCAAUGCUUCAAAGGUUGAUCAACUCUCUCGUGCUGUGCCGAUUGGCCUUGAUGAGUUCAAGAGCAGAGCGUCAAAUUCUAGAAACAAAUCGUUAUCAGGUCAGGUCAGUGGUGUGACUCACAGGCUGGAGCCUGGAGGGAAAGAGUACAAUUAUGCAUCUGCUUCAAAAGGCGCAAAGGUCCUGUCUUCGAACAAGGAAGCAAAAGGGGCUACAAGCAUCCUAAGCCGGGACAAUGACAAGUAUCUCAGAAAUCCGUGUUCUACUGAAGGUAAAUAUGUCGUCAUAGAACUUUCAGAGGAAACGUUGGUUAAUACCAUCAAGAUCGCGAAUUUUGAGCAUUACUCUUCCAAUCUGAAAGAGUUUGAGCUUCAGGGCACCUUGGUUUAUCCAACUGAUACAUGGGUUCAUAUGGGAAACUUCACAGCUGCAAACGUGAAGCACGGUCAAAACUUCACACUCGUGGAGCCAAAGUGGGUGAGAUACUUGAAGCUAAACUUUCUAAGCCAUUAUGGUUCGGAAUUCUACUGCACCUUGAGUUUAGUAGAAGUCUACGGAGUGGAUGCCGUAGAACGAAUGCUGGAGGAUUUGAUAUCCGUGGAAGAUAACAAAAAAAUAUUCAACACCCGAGAGGGAGAUUUUGAGCAGAAGGAGAAGCCAGUAAAGCAGCAAACAGAGUCCACUGAAGGCGAUGAAGGAGCUGAUAGGAGCACGCAGAGAGGGAACGAGCGGGAAACCGCAGCAGAGAAUAUGGUAGCAAAAGCUGAAGCAUCAAUGGCGAAGAGUAGUAAUAAGCUUACAGAGCCAGUGGAAGAUGUAAGGCGUCAUCAGCCAGGAAGCAGAAUGCCAGGGGACACAGUGCUGAAGAUACUGAUGCAGAAGUUAAGGUCAUUGGACUUGAACCUAUCGGUUCUAGAGAGAUACCUGGAGGAAGUGAACACGAGAUACGGGAACAUAUUCAAGGAGAUGGACGGUGAAAGCGUUGUGAGAGAGAAGGCGAUUGUGACUUUGAGACUUGACGUGGAAGGUAUGAAGGAGAGGCAAGAGAGGAUGGUGAGUGAAGCAGAGGAGAUGGAAAAGUGGCGAAAGAGAGUUGAGACAGAGAUGGAGAGAGCUGAGAAAGAGAAGGAAAACGUGAGUGAGAGGCUUGAAGAAGUUUGGCAAAGACUGGAGUGGAUGGAGAAGAAAGGCUUGAUGGUGUUCACAGUGUGUCUAGGUUUUGGGACUAUGGCUGUUAUUGCAGUUGUGGUCGGUAUGGGGACAGGUCGAGCAGAGAAAACCGGUGGUGGGGCUUGGCUCUUGUUACUGAUUAGCUCAACAUUCAUUAUGUUCGUUUUGUCUCUUUGAUGAGAGUUUUGAUCUUUCUUUUCCUUCUGUUUUUUUUUUGUACACUGUAGAGUCCAUGUUUACUAAUUUAAAGUCAAGUUCGCCUUGAGGUUCAAUAACCGGAUAGA
Eutrema salsugineum is the source of this 2523-nucleotide messenger RNA. Its product is annotated as SUN domain-containing protein 3. NCBI's taxonomy places the organism in Eukaryota, Viridiplantae, Streptophyta, Magnoliopsida, Brassicales, Brassicaceae. The transcript has 3 exons. The record is from RefSeq and is a predicted model, not a curated record. Gene Ontology annotation, biological process: protein folding in endoplasmic reticulum. Gene Ontology annotation, cellular component: cytoplasm; membrane. Bases 410 to 2416 code for a protein of 668 amino acids.